AGGAGGUGGCCAAGUUAGAGAAGCACUUAAUGCUUCUCCGCCAGGAGUAUGUAAAGCUGCAGAAGAAGCUAGCUGAUACAGAGAGGAGAUGUACUCUGUUGGCUGCCCAGUCUAACAAAGAGAAUGCCAGUGACUCUUUCAUCAGUCGACUUCUCACCAUUGUAGCUGAGCUUUAUGAGCAGGAGCAGUAUAGUGAUCUGAAGAUAAAGGUUGGGGACAAGCACAUCAGAGCUCACAAAUUUGUGUUGGCAGCCCGCAGUGAGACUUGGAGUCUAGCCAACCUAGUGUCAACUGAGGAACUGGAUCUGUCAG
This is a messenger RNA of Terrapene triunguis (Three-toed box turtle), 312 nucleotides long. RefSeq names its product rabankyrin-5-like. The record is from RefSeq and is a predicted model, not a curated record. The transcript has 2 exons. Lineage: Eukaryota; Metazoa; Chordata; Testudines; Emydidae. The annotation marks the transcript as partial. Gene Ontology annotation, molecular function: protein binding.